AUAUCUAUAUUUAUAUCUAUAUCUAUAUUUCUGUCUAUCUAUCUAUCUAUCAAUCACUCUGAGUUCGAGAGUUGGAGUCACCGGCCGGAGCCGGUGACUCCCCUGGCCCUUCCGCAGCAGUUAUCCAAGGUUCCCUUCUGUAGGUCGUCGACGCCCCUGUGUCCGUCGUGGUCCUUCCGCCAUCUUGGUUUGGCCGGCAGCCUCUCUUGCAGCUUCGAGGCGCUAGUGCGUGAGUGUGUUGGCCUCCGUUUCGGACAGCAUGGCCGCGGGCAGAGCGAGGCCCUUCCGGGCGGCCAGCCCUCCCUCGCAGGCCCGGGCUUCCCUCCGAGGCGCCGCCGACGCGCCUGCGCAGGAAGCCUCCGGGCAGCGCCUGCGUCGCCCUCUCCCCCUCCCCCCCUCCUUCGUCGCCCCUUGACCCGCCGGAGGGCCUGUCAGUCCAACAUGAAGUCGCGUCGAGGCUGGAAGUGCGUCGGCGGGCGGCGCCCCUCCGCACUCCCUCGGGGCCCUCUCCUGCUGGCGGCGGCGGUGGCGGUGGCGGCCGCGUCCGUCGCAGCCUCGGCCGCCGCGGCGCCGCCCGCCGCGCCCUCCUCGGCGCCCAUCUACGACCUGGCACUCGACGCUAACAACAGCCACCACGUCUUCUGGCGCGUGGACCGCGCGGCGCAGCGGCUGGACUUCGAGGUGCACACGCGCGGGCGCGCACUGCAGCCGUGGCUUGCCAUCGGCUUCUCGGACCGAGGCCGCCUCGAGGGCGCCGACGUGUGCGCUCUCUGGGUCGACUGGCGCGGCCGAGUGCGCCUCCAGUUCGGUCCCGCCAUUCAGCGGGGGAAUGAGGACAUAGUUCACCACAUGGAGGUCUUCCACUGCGAAUACCCGCCUGAUUUCCAGGUUCCGUUGUACCAGGGUCCGUGUCACUCUCCCGACCGCCCGCGCGAAAUCGACGCCUGCAAGAGGGUGCUGGCGGCCUGGGCCAUGGGGGCGUCCGCCUUCGUCUACCCUCAGGAAGCUGGUCUACCCAUAGGAGGCCCGGACUUCAACCCUUUCUUGAUGCUGGAGGUUCAUUACAACAACCCAGGACUACUUGCAGGCCGCGUGGACAGCUCUGGAAUCCAGCUGCACUACACCCCCCGGCCGCGGCCAUACGACGCAGGCAUCAUGGAACUUGGCCUCGAGUACACGGCCAAGAUGGCCAUCCCGCCAGCCUUGCCCUCCUUCACCCUCGCGGGAUACUGCAUCCCGGAGUGCACGGCGCUGGGCCUGCCACCGGAGGGCAUCCACAUCUUCGGGUCGCAGCUCCACACGCAUUUGACCGGCGUGCGUGCGUGGACCAAGCACCUGCGUGGGAGUGAGGAGUUGCCGGAGCUCAACAGAGAUGACCACUACUCCACGCACUUCCAGGAGAUUCGGCGACUGGCCAAGCCCGUGCAUGUGCUGCCCGGCGACACCCUCGUGAUGGCGUGCGAGUACUCGACGAAGGACCGCGUCAACGUCACCCUCGGGGGCUUCGCCAUCAGUGACGAGAUGUGUGUCAACUACGUGCACUACUUUCCCAAGGUCGACCUCGAGGUGUGCAAGUCCUCGGUGGAUUCGGCGACGCUCGUUGAUUACUUCGACUUCUUAAGGAGAUGGGAGCUCCAGCCCACCUCCCGCGAGCAGAGUUGGCGGGAGAAUUACGAGGCGAUCGAGUGGACGCCGCUGCGAGCCGGGGUGCUGGCGGACCUGUAUGACCACGCCCCCUUGUCCAUGCAGUGCAACAAGUCGUCUGGAGCGAGAUUUCCGGGAUUUUGGGAAAACAUGUCGAUUCCCAAAGCACUGCACCCUCUUCCUGAACCUCAAAGAAAAUGCGACCUUAAGAGCGACGCAAUGGGAGAAAACGAGAGCCAAGAAACUGGAGAGACUUUGUUAAAUUAG
Penaeus indicus is the source of this 1911-nucleotide messenger RNA. It is a transcript of the gene Tbh, whose product is annotated as dopamine beta-hydroxylase-like. Gene Ontology annotation, molecular function: dopamine beta-monooxygenase activity; copper ion binding. Gene Ontology annotation, biological process: dopamine catabolic process; norepinephrine biosynthetic process; octopamine biosynthetic process. NCBI's taxonomy places the organism in Eukaryota, Metazoa, Arthropoda, Malacostraca, Decapoda, Penaeidae. The annotation marks the transcript as partial. The record is from RefSeq and is a predicted model, not a curated record. Gene Ontology annotation, cellular component: secretory granule membrane. The transcript is spliced from 12 exons.